This is a messenger RNA of Rhodotorula toruloides NP11, 993 nucleotides long. RefSeq lists its product as uncharacterized. Lineage: Eukaryota; Fungi; Basidiomycota; Microbotryomycetes; Sporidiobolales; Sporidiobolaceae. The record is from RefSeq and is a predicted model, not a curated record. Bases 1 to 993 code for a protein of 330 amino acids. The transcript has 7 exons.
AUGGUUACGACGAUCAAGCUCAAGCAGCCUCGCCGCGCUUCCCAGUCACGGCGACCACCGACCGUCUCGCCGGACACCUCUUCCGACGAGAGCGACUUGUCCGGUGACCAUGAACCCUCUCUUCCGCCUAUUGCCCCACCUGAAGACCCGGUCGACCCGCUGCGACGGAUGAACACGGUGCUCGAGUUUGCAGGAGCAGGCGCGCUGUGCAUCGGCUCCGCUCUUGUCAUCUCCCUCUAUGUCACAGGACCGCCACGACCAAAGGAUUACGCAUCAAGCAGUACGGCGGUCUUGCUCAUGCUCAUGAUCAACGGUUGCGCGGCGUGCAUCCCGAGCUGGGCUGCCGCGCUACUGAUACUGUUCGGGAAGAAGCCAGCCAAGGACGAACCGCCGCCGCACCCAAAGUUGCUUCGCUCAGCCGCACUCGCUUCUCUCUUCCUCGCCGUGCUGCAGUGCGUAGCGGGUAUCAUCCUCUACGUGCUACUCGAGCGGCAGGACUCCUUCGUCGAUUUCUGCAUGAAGAAUCUACCAACGACCACACCGGAGGACUGUAUGUCACGGUGGAGUCGGAACUGGGUUGUCGUGCUCGCCGUCAGCCUUGUGCUCGUCUUUCACAUCGCGUUGGGCUUCCCCGUCUACCGCUACACCCGCGGCAGCGAGUACGGCAAGCAAUUCGACGAUAGCGGCAGCCUACUUGAGCUCGCCUCGCCAACAACCAAGAGCCGGCACAGCAGGCGACGCUCGUCUCUGUCGCUCUUCGACAGCGACUCGGACAGUUCGCUCGAGCGGCAUAUGCACGAGGAGGCUAAGCGGCGCGGGUCGAUGAGGUCCCGUGGUCGAGUCGGGAGUAUGACGGGGCGAGGCAGGCGGAAAGGUCGAAGGAUGAGCUUCGAAGAGGACUCUUCGACGAACGGAGGCUCUUCGGACGACGGCCAGGUCGAGGAGGUUCGCUCAAUUCGGCCGGGCGGGAGUCGCCGGCAGCACAGAAUGUAA